Molecule: messenger RNA, 2396 nt
Organism: Salvia splendens (bonfire salvia)
Lineage: Eukaryota; Viridiplantae; Streptophyta; Magnoliopsida; Lamiales; Lamiaceae
Product: alkaline/neutral invertase A, mitochondrial
Exons: 6
Coding region: 168-2099 (643 amino acids)
Biological process (GO): sucrose catabolic process
Cellular component (GO): mitochondrion
Molecular function (GO): sucrose alpha-glucosidase activity; endo-alpha-N-acetylgalactosaminidase activity
Source: RefSeq, a predicted model, not a curated record
CUUCCCUAUUCAUUUCUGAAUCCUCUUCUCCGCUAAAUCUUCCCUUCUUCCCAUUUCUGCAAUCCAUUUUUCACUUCGGAUUAACUAAAUCUUCGCUCCUCAAAACCCCACUGAUCUUCCUCACAACUCAAAUUGAGAUUUCCUAAAUUUUGUUUUGAUCGAAUGAAAUGACCGCUAUAUUCAAAUUCACCAACAUGAAGCCAUGUUGUAGAAUCCUGUUGCCCUCCAAAAACACCCUUUUUCUCCCCAGGUCCUCUAAUUUCUUGCCCAAUCCCAAUUAUUGCUCCGCUUUCCAAUUGCAUACCUCUGCGCCCAGUUCUUUCGGCUUGAAAGCCAUUCUAGGUCGGACGAACUCGGCAUGGGGCCAAUCGAGAAUCUUCUCCAGCUCCCGCCAUUUCAAUUUCAGCAAUAGGUCGAGGACCCCUUUUUUGGUCGCCAGAGAUGCGCCGGAUUUGAGGAAUUUCUCAGCGUCGGUGGAGAGCCGCGCCAACGACAAGAAUUUCGACAGAAUUUACGUGCAGGGCGGCAUCAAUGUGAAGCCGCUGCAAGAGGAGAAAAUCAGUGCGGAUGAGAGGGUUGAGGGUGGGGUAAAUGUGCGGAAGAGUGAAUGGUCGAGGGAGGUGGGGAAGGAGGAGUCUGAGAUGGAGAAGGAGGCGUGGAAGCUACUGAGGAACGCCGUCGUCACGUAUUGCGGGAGCCCUGUGGGCACUGUGGCGGCGAAUGAUCCCAAUGACAAAACGCCGCUUAACUACGAUCAGGUGUUUAUAAGGGAUUUCGUCCCUUCCGCCUUCGCCUUUCUGCUCAAGGGUGAGGGAGAGAUCGUCAGGAACUUCUUGCUUCACACCCUGCAGCUGCAGAGUUGGAAGAAAACGGUGGAUUGCUAUAGUCCUGGACAAGGAUUAAUGCCAGCAAGUUUUAAAGUUAGAUCUGUUGCUCUAGAUGAUAAUAAGUUUGAAGAAGUUCUUGAUCCAGAUUUUGGGGAAUCGGCUAUUGGCCGUGUAGCUCCUGUAGAUUCUGGACUCUGGUGGAUUAUCUUACUGCGGGCUUAUGGGAAGCUUACCGGGGACUACGGAUUGCAGGAAAGAGUGGACGUUCAGACAGGGAUAAAACUUAUUCUAAAUCUCUGUUUGUCAGAUGGUUUCGACAUGUUUCCCACUUUACUUGUUACAGAUGGUUCCUGUAUGAUAGAUCGACGGAUGGGUAUUCAUGGUCAUCCAUUGGAGAUUCAAUCCUUAUUUUACUCAGCACUUCGCUGCUCUCGUGAGAUGCUUGCGUUAGACGAGGGAUCCAAGAAUUUGGUGAGGGCUAUCAACAAUAGACUCAGUGCGUUGUCGUUUCACAUAAGGGAAUAUUAUUGGGUUGAUCUGAAGAAAAUUAAUGAGAUCUAUCGCUAUAAGACUGAGGAGUACUCCACUGAAGCCACUAACAAAUUUAAUAUAUACCCUGAUCAAAUUCCUCAUUGGUUAAUGGAUUGGAUUCCUGAGACAGGCGGUUAUCUGAUUGGCAACUUACAGCCAGCUCAUAUGGAUUUUAGGUUCUUCACUCUCGGAAACCUCUGGUCCAUUGUAUCAUCUCUGGGUACCCCGAGACAGAAUGAGGCUGUAUUAAAUCUGGUAGAAGCCAAAUGGGAUGAUCUUAUCGGUCAAAUGCCACUUAAAAUAUGUUACCCUGCUGUAGAAUCAGAAGAGUGGCGAAUAAUCACUGGAAGCGAUCCUAAGAAUACACCUUGGUCGUAUCAUAACGGUGGAUCCUGGCCAACACUUCUGUGGCAGUUCACACUGGCGUGCAUGAAGAUGCAUAGGACGGAUCUGGCGAAGAAGGCUCUGGACAUAGCUGAGAAACGGCUUUUUCUGGAUGGGUGGCCUGAAUACUACGACACGAGGAGUGGGAAGUUUAUAGGGAAGCAGGCGCGAUUGUACCAGACAUGGUCUAUUGCAGGAUACCUGACAUCGAAGGUCCUGAUGGAGAAGCCCGAUGCAGCUGCCCUUUUGUUCUGGGAGGAAGACUACGAUAUCCUCGAGAACUGUAUUUGCGCUUUGAGCAACUCAAACCGCAAGAAGUGCUCGCGCAGGCUUGCCAAGUCUCAGAUUCUGGUCUGAUCUAUUUCUACUUUGAUUUGAUUCGAAAGAACACCAUACGUAUACACUAUACAUGUAUUGCUAAUGUACAGACGAUAGGAUAGUAGUUUUUCCAUUUGUUAUACUAUGUUGUUGAAGCCAAAUGUUGUAUACUAUAUAUAGAUAUAUAGCAAAGGGAAAAUAGGAGAGCCCUCUUAUAUUUUGGAAGGGUGGGCUUGGCCUAUGAGUGUUGCGUGGAUGCAACACAUUGUACUACUAAUAGAUAGGUGAGGAUUAUUUUCAUAUUCAUGAACUAUUAAUUUAAGUUCCAUUUCUCUA